UUUGAGAAUCAGACGCCGAUGAUUCGCCUCUCAAACGUGUGUCAGAGCUUGAAGAAGAGUGUCUGAAGUGGAGAAGGCUUGAACUAUCAGUGGGCUGCUAUAGGCUAUUCGGAAAAAGGUGAACACUGCUGUAGGCUACCCCUGAUUUCCAUCUACGAAAGGAUUCAUCAAAGACAAUGGCUCCCUCCCUGUCUCAGGCCUAUGGGAGGCGCUGGUGGAUGGCAGUGACUGCUGUCAUUGAGAACCUGCUGUUUUCUGCGGUCUUACUGGGCUGGGCCUCCCUCCUCAUCAUGCUUAAGAACGAGGGCUUUUAUUCACACCUGUGCACAGAGAAUGAGACGCACCAUGCCAACCACACGCUGCUGGAGGACCUGGACUGGCCCAGCUGUGUGGAGCAGGAGGAGGUGCUCAACCUGGGCUUCACCAUCGGCUCCUUCAUCAUCAGCGGCGCCACGCUGCCCCUGGGCAUACUCAUGGACAAGUACGGCCCGCGCCCGCUGCGUCUGCUGGGCAGUGCCUGCUUUGCUUUCUCCUGUGCCCUGAUCGCCAUAGCUUCAUAUAACCCUGAUGUGUUGUCCAUCCUCAUAUUCGUCGCUGUUUCUUUCAACGGGUUCGGCGGAAUCUGUCUCACUUUUACCUCCCUCACGUUGCCAAACAUGUUUGGCAAUGUCCGAUCCACCAUCCUCUCCAUUAUGUUUGGCUCCUACGCUUCCUCCGCGGUGACAUUUCCAGGGGUCAAGCUGAUUUACGAUCUGGGGGUGCCCUUCAAAGGGAUCUUCUGGGGAUGGGCGGGUUUUGCAGGCCUCGUCUUCAUCAACUGCUUCGUCAAUUGGCCCGGCGAGUCCUUCCCUGGCCCCGAAGACCCGCGCUACACUAAGAAGGUCAAGCUGACGGGUCUGGUUCUGGAACACAAAGCGACCGGAGACCGCUGCUACACUCAUGUGGCCACCGUGGGCCAGACCUUCACUGAGAAGAAGGAAAGCCCCCCCGAUCAGCUCUACAGCAAUGAGCAAGACAGCCAAAGUUCACCUCCAUUCCGCAAGUCAGUCUGUUCGCCAAUCUUUCUCUGGAGCGUCAUCACCAUGGCAAUGACGCAGCUGCGUCUCAUUUUCUUCAUGGGCGCCAUGAACAAAAUGAUUGAGUUCCUGGUAACCCACGGCGACCCUAACCCCACUGAGGACAUGGUGCUGGAAGCAGAAGAACAAGUUAACUUCUACUCGUCCAUCUUUGGCACCAUGCAGCUGCUGUGUCUGCUCACCUGUCCCCUGAUUGGUUACAUCAUGGACUGGAGGAUGAAGGAGUGCGACGAGGAUGCAACCUCUCCAGAGGGGGAGAAGAGUGAUUCUGGGCCUGGACCAAAACGGGACAAAAAGAUCCAGAAACUUACCAAUGCCAUCAGAGCCUUCAUCUUCACUAACCUGCUGCUAGUGACCUUUGGCAUCAUCUCCCUCAUAGACUACCUGCCCAUACAGCUGGUGGCGUACGUCCUGCAUACUGUGGUGCGUGGUUUCAUCCACUCCUGCUGUGGAGGUCUCUAUGCCGCUGUGUACCCUUCAAAUCACUUUGGGACUCUCACGGGGAUGCAGUCUCUGAUCAGUGCCCUGUUUGCCCUGCUCCAGCAACCCCUCUUCAUGGCCAUGCUGGGACCCCUGAAGGGAGACCCUUACUGGAUCAACGUCGGACUCCUUGCAUUGUCAAUGGCUGGCUUCCUGUUGCCGGGAUACUUGCUGUACCACCGCAGACAACUGGUCCAUAGGAAGAAGGAGCUUGAGCGAGAGGCUACUGACCAUUCACCAGAGGAAAGGAAACAGCUCACUAAUGGCCUCGCCAAGUCUCAGAGCAAUGGGCAAACAGGCAAUGGGCACAAGAGCAAUGGACAUUUUAGCAAUGGCCACGUAGACGGCCAUGAAGUUUAAGAAAACAUCAUAUUGAUAAUAUAGUGGUCAUGUUAGUUAUCAUGUUAUAUAUUUUUUUCCUUUGGACAAAGGAAUGCACAGUUUUAGUUUGUUGUGCAGCCUAUGUGUUUAGUAACAGACAUCAGAUGGCUAACUGACUAAUGUUUGUGUUCCAAAACUUACACUACGGGAUAAAACAAAUCCCAAAUCACAUAACAUCUUAUACACAACUAUAUGUGACAUUUUGUAACCUCAAGGAUAUAAUUUAUUAACAAUUUAUUAAUGUUAUUAAUUGUUUUGGAUUUUUCAGCUUGCCAUCUAAAAACAACCUCAAACAUACAGCUUUGAGUAUACUGUAGGAAGUGCUCCUCCUCAAACACUUGAUAAUUUAUUAACAUUAUGUUAAGAUUGGUUGUGUCUCGUUCUCUAUGACUCUACGAAAAUAAUUAGUUUGCCUUUUCGCAUGAAUCACAAGGAAAUCUAAGCAUGCGACCCAGGUUUCGACCUGACAAUAUCAUACUCAUUUAUGACCAAAACCACCAUAUAGCUGCCAUUAUAGCUGCCAUAUUCAUAAGCACAUAAUGACAGUGCUAUCUGCAGUACAUUAAUAUGGAGCUGGUAGAAUGGAUGGAUUGGCUGUGCUCAUUUUGACCUACCUCCCUCUCAAGUCCAUUCUCAUCACUCUGAAACGGUUUUGUUGAUUUCGGUGAAACAGUCGAUCCGUGAUUGUUUAUUAUGAAUGUGCACUAGUCAAUAAUCCUAAGAAACACUCUGGUCAAGUCUGUUUAGUUAAAAUCAAUCUUUCUCUCUCUCUCUCUCUCUCUCUCUCUCUCUCUCUGUGCCCUCUGUGUGUUUUUUACCCACCUCACUUCCACCCAGUGCCCCCUCAUACUUUGACCUGUCCAUUUAUUUUUCAUAUGUGUUUGUCUUUGAUGUUCCCUCUUUGUGACUGACCUGUUUGUAUUAUGUCAUCAUUGCGUCAGUUGAGUCCCAAAUUUGAUUACGCACCACUAGGGUGGCCACCCAGUGCUAGGUUUUGCCACAGUUAGGUUUUGUGCUGGCACAACCACGUUUUUUUCACUAAAAGAUGCUGUAAAAAGUAGUUUUUUUAUUUACUUAUUGAAGGCUUUUUUAGCCUGUUAGUAUUGCUGAGAAAUGUAGUAUUGCUUGUCGCAGUUUACUGCUUAACCAAUAUAUUUUAUUUAACUUGUUGUUAUUAGUUUGUGAUGGUAAUCCAAAUGCUGGGGCCCAAAGCCAUAAACCUUAAGCAGGUUCAGCUGAGCAUAUUUUUCAUGCCAUCAAAGAAACAUCUUCAUUGUGAAUGAAGAGGACUAUUUCAUCAGAUUGUUUCUGGGCUUGAGAUGAUACUAUCUCUACAUGAUCAUGAUGAUUAUGAUGAAGCGGGGCUUCAUCCAAAUGCAGACACAAUAUUGUGUGUUGUUUCCAUCUUGUUAGCCUGAUAAGAAAUUUAGUUCAGACAAGUAUCCACAAGUAUAGGCUACUGUAUUAGUGUUGAUAUCAAAUAAAACAAAUUAACCCAACCUUAAGGGUAAUAUCAGGCAGAAAUGUUCAAAUGUAUUAUUAUGUAGAUAUUUCAAACACAGAGGUAUUGAUUUCAUAGUUUAUGGUUUUGUUGUUUUUGGAUACAUGUUAUUUUGCUUUGUGAUCUUCUGUGGCACGCUCCAUUUUACUGAAAAAUGAAUACCUUUUGCUGCUCUCAAUUACAUUUAAGGAAAUAGCACAGCUGUGUUACAGAAAAGACAGUAUUCUUUUUAAGAAUGUUGGCGAUAUUUAAGAGAAUAACUGAAGAUAUAACAGUGGAUCAAAGACCAAGUGCCUUAGCAGUUAAGCCACUUUUUGGAGUACAGAGCUGUAUGCCACUGAGUAGAGCUUUGGCUAUUGUAGAAAAUAUGUGUUUGUAAUUAUUAAAUGUAUGAGCUCAUAUUGGGAUAUCACAGGAACGAUUACUGUACAGAAUAUGUGAAUAUUUCAUGCUACAUGUAGUGUAGGUGUCAUUGUUUAAUUUUGAUGAUGACAAUGAUUCAUCAGCAUUUUGGUGCUUUAUGCCUUUGCUUGAUGUAUGUUUGUUCAAUUGUAAUAAAAACAUAAUCCUGA
Molecule: messenger RNA, 4010 nt
Organism: Sardina pilchardus (European sardine)
Lineage: Eukaryota; Metazoa; Chordata; Actinopteri; Clupeiformes; Clupeidae
Gene: slc43a1b
Product: solute carrier family 43 member 1b
Exons: 15
Coding region: 177-1916 (579 amino acids)
Biological process (GO): transmembrane transport; neutral amino acid transport
Molecular function (GO): L-amino acid transmembrane transporter activity; neutral L-amino acid transmembrane transporter activity
Source: RefSeq, a predicted model, not a curated record